Messenger RNA from Peronospora matthiolae, 1260 nucleotides. NCBI's taxonomy places the organism in Eukaryota, Oomycota, Peronosporomycetes, Peronosporales, Peronosporaceae. The record is from the annotation of a GenBank genome assembly.
AUGUCCGACGAGGAGACGAGUCGCUAUAGCUACCGAGUGAACCGCCUCGUGCAAAAGGACAUUGGCAAACCCAUUCACGCGAUGAAACACUUUAACGCCAAAGUGCUCGAUGGACGGAUCCCGAUUGUGCUCACGCCGCGCUACCCGAAGUUCAUGACGUUGUUUCUGAAAGUGCCCUCUGGUUUCUGGGUCCUGAAGCAAACGUGGAACGCGCACUCGGGCGUGAUGGAUCCAGGACUGAAAAUGUUCUGGCCGGCGUGGAACCGCGUCUCACACAUUGUGACCAAACAGGCAGUGACGUAUUCCAACCCUGUGCGCGGAUGUCCUACAUCUGAUAACGUGAUGGUCGAUAUUGACAUUUCCAUCAGCUUUCAAAUCGGCCCAACAGAGGAUGACGCAUACACUUUUGUGUAUUCGCUAGGAGCGCAUCGCUUUGACGAGUUACUCUACAGUCUCACGGAGGAAGCAAUUCGAGGUCUUGUGCACUCAGUGCGACAUGACCAAGUGCAUGACCUCAGAGAAGAAUUUGCCGUGGGAAUGAAGACGGACCUGAAGGCCAAGCUUCGAUCCUACGGUGUUUUCAUUCACAAUGUCAAAGUGACGAAUGUAGAGUUGCCAACAGCUUUGUCCAAAACACUUGAGGAGACGACGGCGUUCAAGACGCGUAUGGAGGAGCAGGAAAAGAAUCACGAAAACCAGAUGCGAAUCCUGCUAAAUCAGGAGACGCAGAAGCUCACAGCACUGGAGAAGGAGAAUGAGCGAGCGAUUCAAGAUUUGCAGGCUGAAAGUGUUCGUGCAGCGAUCAUUCGAGACGAGCGACGCACGAUCGCCGAAGCGAAGGCUCAGGUCACGAUUGCGGAGCACGAGUCGAAGAACCAAAACCAAAUCAAGGCAGCAGAAGGCUACAAAGCGAACGCUGUCGCGAGUGCAACUGCCAAGACGGUCAAACGCAAAGCUCUCCCGACAGUGGAACUCAACAGUCUCAAGGCGGAUUUCGAUCAGUUUGUAAGCGUGGCAAAGAUGGACGGACACGCAAAGAUUGAAGCCGCUAAAAAGGAGGCGGCGGCGAUCGUGGUCAAUGCUGAAGCGGAGGGCGUUUCCGCGGCGUUCCUCAAGUCCAAACGGGACUACGAGUACAACGAGAAGAAGAUUCACAUGCAGACUGCUCUACUGGAAGCUGUUCCACUUGUCAUUAGCGGCAAGAAUGGCGACCAGCUCCUUCAGAGUACUUUGUUGCAACCGCUCACGUCAGCAAAGUAG